AUGAAUACUGCCACCCUCUUCAGAACCAUUGUGCUUAUCUGCACCUCCUCAGCAACUGUUCAAGCCAUGCCCAUCAGGACUGAGGGUGGAUUUUCGUCUGUCCAACCGUUAAUUGAAGGAUCAGACAAAAAGCCUUUCAUAAAUCAAGCUGGCUCCUCCUCUUUUGGAAAGAAUCAUCCACACAAAGGCUGUGCAGGCCAUCGUGGUGAGCCUGAUGAUGAUGGUGGUGAUAAUCCUGGUUGUUGUCUUUAUCAAUUUUUUUGCACCUGUUGCGGGGCCUGGCCCGACAAUGACUAA
Molecule: messenger RNA, 297 nt
Organism: Melampsora larici-populina 98AG31
Lineage: Eukaryota; Fungi; Basidiomycota; Pucciniomycetes; Pucciniales; Melampsoraceae
Exons: 1
Coding region: 1-297 (98 amino acids)
Source: RefSeq, a predicted model, not a curated record